Morone saxatilis (striped sea-bass) is the source of this 6095-nucleotide messenger RNA. Its product is annotated as sterile alpha motif domain-containing protein 9-like. The record is from RefSeq and is a predicted model, not a curated record. The transcript is spliced from 5 exons. Gene Ontology annotation, cellular component: cytoplasm. Bases 205 to 5328 code for a protein of 1707 amino acids. Lineage: Eukaryota; Metazoa; Chordata; Actinopteri; Moronidae.
AUUCCCGGAAUUAAAAUCUGGAGUGAUCCGAUGUUGUCCACAAGGCAGACGUGUUAAGCAACUGAGCAUUAUCGAAGUUGUGAAACAAUGGCAUACAUGAACUAGGAAGUAUUAAUACAAGGCAAAGAAAUCCACUGGGACCUGAGAGGAGAUUAUGAAAAGCAAGUCAGUGAGGCCAGUCCACACCCUCAUGACGGAGCAGAGAUGGAUGCCAAGCAGAAGAAGCAAACCAGCUCUUCAAGCUGUCUCUCUAUGAAGAGUGACUUCUCCAAAGACGACCCUCCGUAUUUCAGCGAGGAAGAGCGGAACCGUCCAUUUGCUAAGACAGACAGGAUGAAUACAAACUUCGAAAAACCUACAUCACCAACAAGCCCUUCUCUGAAGAGUGAUAGGUCAAGGAGCUCGCCGCCAGAUAUGUGUCCUGAUAAUACAUCUGUAGAUGAACGGAAUGUGACACAAGUGGCAGCAUGGUUCCCAGUUGGUAGGCCACAGGACAAAAAAGGAGAAUAUGACCUCAUACUCCCACCACUGAUUGAGGACUGGACCAAAGAACAUGUGAAAGACUGGCUGAUUGUUAAACUUAGAGUACCACAGAAAAUUGCACAGAAUCUCUAUGACCAAGAGUUGUCAGGAGCUUGCUUAGUCUGCUUUGAGAAACAAGACUUGCUAGAACUAGAUGUCCCACCAGCACCGGCAAUACAAAUCAUACGACAGAUUGAGAAAUUAAGGAAGCAUUCAAAAAAUUUGGAGCCAAGCUUGAGAAUACCAAAGAGUCAUACCGAACCAAGAGAAGGUGAAGUAUGGAAAAGUACAGAGAUGCAGGAUGUGUCAGGAAAUAUGGACGAAUCUGUGGAAACUGAAACAGUGUCAUCAGAUUCAGGAGUUCAAAGUCUAAGCUCCACAAUGCUUAUUUUGGAGACAGCAAGAAACAAAAUAAGAUCUGUUAUAGAUCAGAAGACAUUAAACGACACAAAAUUAAAUACAGAAAUGACUGACAGUGCAACAUUUCUACAACUAAAGAAACCGAUAUGCCAGAUCCGACCCUUUGACAAAAACAACUCUUCCAUCUUUUACAUACAAAAUUACAUUCUUCCUCCCAUAGCCGGUCCAAGUAAUCUUCUUGACCCUGUCCAUGAGUACCAGCUUCUUCCCAGUGCAAACGAAGCCAGUGAAAGAGAGAUCCUUUAUGAAUUCACAAAGGAAGUGUUUUGUUUUGCUGCGAGCUGCAUUAAUUCACGAACCAAUGGCACUAUUCAUUUUGGAGUGAACAACCAGCCAGGAGAGGGACAUGGUCAGGUAGUUGGGCACAAGAUCACCUCUUUCAGUAUAUAUAACGAAGCAUUUGAAUCAUGUCUGAGCGAAUAUUUUGAAGAAAAGCACAUAAAUAUUGCCAGAAUGUGUAUCAGGCCUCCGAAUUUUAUACAAGUUCAUUCUGAAGAUGGAACAACUUCAGAUAAAUGGGUGAUUGAGGUUGAUGUAGUUCCAACAUAUUCAGGGAUGCAAGAAAAUAUUUUCUAUACUCCACUGAGUAUUGCAUCCGCAGAAAAAAAGCAACAGUGCAAGACUGAAUGUCUUUUUGUCCGUGAUGGCCCAAGGUCAAUCAACAUUUUGGCAGAUCCUAAUCCUCGGAUUGUCCAAGAGAAGGUGAAAAGUUUGAUCGAUAAAGUCAAGUGCUGGGCAUCAGCACGAAAGACAGCCGAGGAAAAGGAUGAAAAACAUCCCUCCCAAGGCAACCAGGGCCAAAGGCUUAAACAGCUGUUAACUCGUGGAAGAAAUGCCUUUGAGAAUUCCCUUCAGGUCAUUGUUGUCACUGACAAAUGCCAUUCAAGUCAACUGGGACACUUGGAUUUUCUGAAAGAGAUUAAGUUGUUUGCGGUACUUGAGUUUGACCCAGAGUCUGAUGUGAAUGGAACAUGCAGUUUUUACAGAAGAGAUCACAUAGCCAAUUUGCACUAUCCACGCAUGUACACCACUCAGGACAGUGUAACUGCAAUCAUUCAAAAGCUGAACUUGUUCAAGCAAACAAGUUGGGUCUUCUGCAAUGGGCGAGUGAAUGAAGACAGUGAGACAGACAAGCCACUAACACCUAGUGAAUGGCUUAAAAAACGCUGUGGUGAUAUCAACAACAUGGUUUCAUUGCUUUUCAACCCAGAUUUUCUUUCCAAAGACAGACUCCUGGUGGUAUUCAUUCUUCACUCAGAAGUAACUGACAUCUCAAGCCCAAUUUUGGAGGUCUUCUGUGCAAUUUAUCGCACACUAGAAGGGUUCGACAAUAUGUUGUGCAUAUGCAAAGACUCCACCGUAUUCAAUCACUGGAAGCAGCUGAUAGAGCGUCGCUGUAAGGAGGAUAUCACCAAUAAAUGCAUCUAUGAACUAAGUCUGAAUGAAAUAUCCAGCACCAUAAGCAAGCUUAAAGAACCUCAAACACAGUCCUCCAGGAGGUUCUUGCCAUCCACAGGCUCAAGCUCAGUCCUGCUAACAAAAAAGGAUGAAGAGUUGAUGACUGAUUUAGACAUCUUGUGUGAAAAUGAAUGUGAGAACACAGAAAUUGAAACAAAUGAAUCCUUUCAGGAGUUCAAGAGGACAACAGAGGAGGACUUUUACAGAGGAGGUCAAGUUUCAUGGUGGAACUUUUAUCUUUCUGAAAAGAACGGCAGCCUGCCAUUCAUCAAACGAGACAAAUACAAUGAGCUGUAUGACCUGAUCACUCCUACAGAAGGCUACACAUCUCCAUGUGUUAUGAUCAAUCUUUUCCACCACCCAGGAUGUGGGGGAACAACUCUAGCGUGGCACGUUCUUUGGGACUUGAGAAGGAAGUUCAGAUGCACUGUUGUUAAAAACAACAUGGCAGCCAAUAAAGAAAUUGCAGCUCAAGUCAUAAACCUGCUGACAUAUGGCAAACAGGAGCAGCCAGGCUAUGUACCUGUACUCCUCUUGGUGGACAACUGGGAUGAUGUAGAGGGCCUAAAGCAGUGCAUCCUGAAUGUCGCCAGUGAUAGGAAGCAAAAUCUCAUGGUAAUCAUAGUGAACUGUGAGAGAACCCGUUUCCCUGAUGAGAGCAGCAGAAAUAGCCGCAUUCCAAAUGUGUCCAUCACCAACAAGUUGUCAGCCAAAGAGCAGAGUUUGUUUUCUCAUAAAUUUCAACAACUCAAGGAUAACCAUGAAAAGCCAGACACCUUCUAUGCUUUCAUGAUCAUGACAAAUAACUUCAGUGAGACUUACAUCACAAAUCUGGUGAACAACAUUGUCAAAGAUAUUGACGCCACUACCCAACAGGGUAGGCUUUUAUCCUUUCUGGCUCUGCUGAACACCUUUGUAAAUGGAUCCUACAUGUCACUCUCUUUGUGUGAAGAGUUACUUGGGAUAAGAAAUGCUCUGUGGAAGCAAGAAAGUCUUGAUGAUAUAAUGAAUCCCUAUUCCACACUGAUGAUCACUUUCACUGUUGAAGAGCAUGGCAACUAUCAAGCAGUACGAUUCUUACACCAAAUGAUUGCCAGUAACUGUCUUGAUGUUCUUACCCAAAAACACACUCUUUCUCUGUCUGAGAUAACUAUUAACUUUUUACACUGUGACAAACUCUACAAAUCAUGCAUGGGAAAGGAUUUCCUAGUGCAAAGCAUUCAUAGCAUGCUCAUCACACGUCACCGAAAAGAACAAGGCGAUGACAAAGACACUUUGUUUUCCCCUCUGAUUGAAUGCAUACAUGAGAAGGAAGGACCUGACAAAAUUAAAGAGGUCUUAGAAAGAGCCACAUUGAGGUUUGACAGAAGUGCAACACUGCCACAAGCACUGGCAAGACAUUUCUGCUUGAAAGAGAAAGACUUUAAAUCUGCCCUCAAGUGGGCUUUGGAUGCACAGCAGAAAAAUUCCAAUUCAUACAUUGCAGAUACAGUCGGUCAAGUGUACAAGAGCCACCUCAAAAAAGAAAUUGAAGAUUCUGAGGUUCUCACUCCAGAAACACUUGACAGAUGCUUACACUUAGCAUCCCAUGCUGUAACUGCAUUCCAGGAUUCACAAGAGCUAGCCAAGAAGGAUGAUUCAUUUGAUCCAUUUGAUACACGCCACAAAAAAAGGCAAACAUCCUACAAUACAUCAGGCUAUGUUGGAGAGACAGAAGUCAUUAUGAUUCUCCUUGAUGUCAUUAAAGAGCUUCCUAUUUUUGCUGUCAGUGACAGACAUAGGAGGGAUAAAAUGCUACAAUUCCUGAAAGGUGGACAAGUGAGCAACUUAAAUGAUUUGAGCAACACAGCCAUUAACCAGCUUGUCUCUGUCCUGGCAGACCAUGAGAAAUUUCUAGUCUCUUUGAAGCCAAGGCUAAAGGAAAUAUUCACUUUCUUUGAGAACUACUUCACAUACCUAAAACCUAGGUCUCAGGAAAGGGAGACAGCUGACGAAAGAAACAAGAGAAAGGUUUCUGAGUCCUUUAAAAAAUACAUGCAAAUAUUUAGCAUUUCGGAGGAGGAGAAAGCAUCUGAAAAAGCCAGCAAGCCCAAUCUCAGUCUCCGUCAGGACAUAGUUGAUCAGAGGUGCUAUCUGGAAGGGAAACGAGCAGACUCAUUUGCUGGACUUCUGCAGUGCUUGUAUGACAGAGGCUGGCAGGAAAUGGAGCACAUUUUCCAAAAAUGGCAGUUUAUAUUUGACAACUCACCCCACAAAUAUGUGUCAGAUACAGUCAACUUCAUCUUGGCAAACAUUGUUGUUCACAGCUUGAAGCCCUCCAACAAAUUGCUGAUAAAAUAUGAGGAGCUGGUCUCCCUUCUUAAUGAGGUACUGCAAAAGGAGGGUACUCAUUCAAAUCUGACAGAGCUGUACUACCUCUCCAUGUUGCUAAUGUGGCCUACAAAAGACCAAGGGCCUGAAAGCUCAGCAUCAUACAAAAAUAUCAGCACGUACAUCACAUCAGCCAAGAAAUCUUUUCAUCGACGCUUCUCUCACAUGUUACCUGCAAGGAAUGCUGUUGCUCAUUUCUUCCUUGGGAAAUCCAGUGGACUCAAACGAAUAGUUCCCAAGGUAAAGCUUGAUCAAAUUGUUUCAAAGCAAGCCUCCAACAGUGGCCAAAGCAGUCAACCACGUAACCUGCACCAUCUGUGGCAGAGUGGUGCUGUAUGGAACGAGCCAGAGAUCCAGAAGAAGCUGUUAAGGAUUAAAGGAACAUCAGAAAAUGGUGACAUUUACGUUAACUAUGGUGGCAAUCUAAAAAUGCUAGUACGUCCAGUUUACCUGGGUGAUAUUCGAAGCGGAUACAGCCGGGAGGAAGUAUCCUUCUACCUUGGAUUUACCAUGGAAGGGCCUGUGGCCUAUAAUAUCAAGUAUGAAAAUGAGCAAUGAAAAUGUUUAACCUGCGGAUGUGAACAUACAGACCUUUACAGUAUAAGAGGCUGAAUGAUUAUGAGCUAGUUCUACAAUGAACACACUGGAUCUUGUAGAUUAAAUACCCACAUUCAGCAGUGUAAUAGUGACAGUGGCAAACAGAUCCCUAGCUAAGUGUCUGAAAAGAACACUCGACAUUGUGGGUUCCCCAGCAGUUGCCCUGGCGGCCUCGUUUUUACUGAGUCCAGAUGAUUUGGGAUUGUAACCUUUCAAACAGUCUAUCAUUAUGGAAUAAUGGCACAUUGGGUAAUGCUAAGUUGCUAUCAAAUAUACUGUUUCUUUAAUAAUCAUUUUAAUGUAAGUGUUUAAUGUUAAGUGUCACUUCAGAGAACAAAGUUUGUCUAUCACUGCCAUUGUUGGUGGCAUGCAAAGUCAUUUUACAAGUUGUAUUCCAGUUUUUGUUAGAUUAUAUUUGCAUUGAGAAAAUGUUUUAAACAUUUAAAAUCUUUUAAGCAUUUCCUCUCAUAGAUAUCAAUAAUUGGAGCACCCGGCCACGCAUGGACAAAUGCUUUUUGCUAUGAUUAUUUUGUGGUGUUAUGUCAUGUUUAGCUUUACUCAGUGCCACAGUUUGCUUAAUAUAUGUUUCAUGUUCAUUUUUAAAGCAUUUUAUUGUUGAAUAUUUAUAGAGUUGGCAUACUUGAAAUCAAAUUGCUAGAUGAUGAUGAUAUGAUGUACUGUACAGGAGAUGUUUACAUAUUAAAGUAAAAUACAGAUGACAAACUGUA